ACUUGGAAGUGUAACAGUUGUUUUUAUCAAAUGUGUAUUUAGAUUUUUAAGUUACUUUUGAUUUUCUCCUCUUGGUUCAUGUGGCGCUUCUGACUGUACACGUUUAAUCAAAACUACGUCCGUUAUAUUUGAUUUUAUUUGAAAAAAUGGAAAUGGCUACACAAGUGCUGUUGAAAGAAAAUAUAACCUGUUCUCAUUCAAAGGAUGACCAACAUGAAAGCUCUAAUAAUAUAUCUAGCACUGUUCAAAAGGAUAUACAGAAUCUAUAUGAAGCAGUGCCACAUCUUUCGAGAAUCUUUCAGAUAAAGGAUAAAAUUGGUGAAGGUACUUUUAGCUCAGUUUACUUGGCAACAGCAACGCUAAAAUCUGGAAAGGAAGACCUGUUUGCGCUAAAACAUUUGAUCCCUACAAGUCAUCCAGUAAGAAUAGCUGCAGAGCUUCAGUGUUUGACUGUGGCAGGUGGUAGAGAAAAUGUCAUGGGAGUCACCUACUGCUUAAGAAAGGAUGACCAUGUUGUUAUUGUAAUGCCAUAUGUUGAGCAUGAAUCAUUUGUGGACAUUUUAAGAUCUAUGAGUUUUGAAGAAGUUCAACAAUAUAUGUUUAACCUCUUAAAAGCAUUAAAACAUAUUCAUCAUUUUGGAAUCAUUCACCGGGACAUCAAGCCCAGCAACUUCCUUUAUAACCGCAAACAGAUGAAGUAUGCUUUAGUGGAUUUUGGGCUUGCGCAGGGUACUCCUAAUACUACUGUAGAACUUCUAAAGGUUGUUAAAGCUGAAGGACAACCAAGUAAGUGCUUGAAAAAUAAAUCUCAUGCUUUUGGAAGUAAAAUUCCUCCUGCUAGUACAUCUUCAAAGGAUGCUUCUCGGAAUCAGUCCAUAAAGCCACCGGUUAAACGAUCCCUGUCACCUUUACUGCAGAAAAAUUCAAAGACCUCACUCUUGGUCAAUUCCCAGCGUUCCGUAUUUGGUGAAAAAAGCCUAAACAGCCUUAAUUCAAAUGAUGGAUCUGGGAGCAAGGUAGUCAAACCUUCUAAGACGAUAAGUGUGCAGUCUCGGAAGAUUGCGUUACCUAAACGUAAGAUGGUUCCAGUUAAAGGUUCUGUUAGUACUGUAAGCAGCCAAAGUCAAAAAUCAUCAAGUCAGUGUCCAAUAAAUUUGACAUGUGAUUGUUAUAUGACUGACCGAGUUUGCAACAUAUGUCUGUCAAGGCGUCAGCAAGUUGCACCUAGAGCAGGAACCCCUGGUUUCAGAGCCCCUGAAGUUCUAACUAAAUGCCCCAAUCAAACAACAGCUAUAGAUAUGUGGUCUGCAGGAGUUAUUUUUCUUUCUCUUUUGAGUGGUAGAUACCCAUUUUUCAAAGCAAGUGAUGACUUAGUUGCUUUAGCACAAAUAAUGGCUAUUCGUGGAUCUAAAGAAUUGUCUAAAGCAGCCAAGACAUUUGGAAAAUGUGUUUUGUGCAGUAAAGAAAUUCCAGCUAAGAACUUAAGGACAGUUUGUGAAAAACUUCGAGGGAUCCAUACAUUCAAGGAAAAUAACUGUGAAAGGGAUGAUAUCUCAAGAAACCUUAAUGACACGCAAAAUAGUCCUUAUUCAAAGGAAGAGUACUGUUUUAAAUCCUCUUCAGAAGAGCCACAACAUACUGUCGUUAAAGAGGUCCAACAGGAUUUUCAAAAGGACCCAGAAACCACUAAAAAGAUGUCAACUGUUGCAAAGGGAUGGGACAGAGUUCCUGAUACUACGUAUGAUCUUCUUGACAAAUUACUAGAUAUGAAUCCUGCUACACGGAUAACUGCUAGUGAAGCCUUAUUGCACCCUUUGUUUGCAGGAUUACAACUCUAAUGACUUCUUUAAAGCUGCUGGAGAUUUUAGUAUGACCUCCUCUCUGAAGGAGUAACUAAAAACAAAACUAAAAUGUUUGUUUUUUUUAUCAAGAUGGGUGUAAGGUGUCAGGAGUUGUAAGAAAGGAAUAUCUAUGCAAAUGUACAUAAAAUCUGGCACAGCUAGAUAAUACAGACACCAUUAGUUAUAAAGUGACUUGUAGGUUGUCAUGAUUGGCAUGGGUUCCACUGUCCACCUUUUUAAAGUGUCUACUCAUUUCUUAAGAAAGUGUGAAGUCUUGGUACGAUCUGUAUGUCUAAAAAUGUUGCAUUUCUAUGAUUAAUGAUAAGAUAUCAAAUGUCGUGGACGAUAUUGGGUGCACACUUAAAUUCUGAAAAAGCAGUUUAUUUAGAAGUUUAUUUAAUGUUUUAGUGUAAGAAGUUUUCAAUAUUUUUAAUGUUUAACUAUUAAAUUGAGUCUUUUAAGUUGUUUUAAUAUUUAUUUCAUAAUACUUUAUGGUUUAUUUAGGAAGAUAAAGCAGAGCAGAAAAAGUUUGGAAAAGGAUGACAAGGGCAUUUGUGUAUUCUUCACUGGUUCUUGUGGCCUUUUCCAGAUUAUUUGGCUUUAAUUUGCUUGACUAGUAAUCAUAUUUAUUGCACUUCUUGUCAGAAGUAUGGAAUUUUGUAGAUUUAAUAAGCACAAUGAAGACAAUUUCAGGUAGCAUGUUUGUGAUGUUAAGACUAAAGGCCUCUCCAAGUUCAGUGUUGCACAUUUUUGCCUUUCCUGAUUAUAGCCCCACUGAGAUUUUCUUUCAUGGUGUUUUAAAAAUGCUUAGCCAAGACCUGGGAAGAUUAAUAUAGAUUAAAGAGGAUACUGAAGUUUGCAGUGCACACCACUCUGAAAUCAUACUUGAUAAUAUUACUGAAACAUGCUUUGAAUUCCGUAUUAAUAUAAGGGUAUGUUUACUCGUAUCAAAAGAAAAAUGUUUGCUUAAGUUACAAUGCUUGGAAAUAAAUGUAUUCUGGAAAGCUAAUCUUAGUCAGAGUAGCCUGUCCAGAUGAUGUUAGCCAAGGUGGUUAUUGCAACUAAAUAGCUCUUUGUCACUGGAAUUACACAUUAAAGAAAUAUUUGAAUUCAA
Molecule: messenger RNA, 2955 nt
Organism: Polypterus senegalus (gray bichir)
Lineage: Eukaryota; Metazoa; Chordata; Cladistia; Polypteriformes; Polypteridae
Gene: cdc7
Product: cell division cycle 7 homolog (S. cerevisiae)
Exons: 12
Coding region: 147-1838 (563 amino acids)
Biological process (GO): protein phosphorylation; mitotic DNA damage checkpoint signaling
Cellular component (GO): nucleus
Molecular function (GO): protein serine/threonine kinase activity; ATP binding
Source: RefSeq, a predicted model, not a curated record